GGAGUGUAAGUGAUUAAUUAUUUCAUAAUAUUUUUCUUUAAAGCGUCGAUGGAUCAGUCGAUAGUGUAGAUAGUCGAAGUCAAUCAGAUUGUUCCAGUGACCAUCAACCUAUCAAAGUAGAAUCACUUAAUAAGAAAUAACCGAGAAAAAGUCUCCCGUCUUACAACGAGACAACAAAAUUUACUCGACCAUCUUAUUUCCUGAUUUUAAUUAGCAAUCAUGAUACAACACGUGGUUAAUGACACCGUGUGAUUGGUUAAUUGAAUUUAUAAGAUUGGGUGGAAAAGUUAUCAAAUUUAUAGACGAGAUCGAUGAGGUUGUGUGAAUAAACAAGUAGCCCUACAAGUGAAAAUACGAAAAAUCAUCAGUCAGGUUUGUGUGAAAAACACAUGUUUUGUGUAUGAACGACGAGACAAAAACUUCUCCCUCCAACAACUAAAGAACUAACAUAUGGAGUGAAGCACUUUCAAGUAUCUACUUUAGAUCAUGGAGUUGUUGAGAUAAAGAUGACAUGAAGCAUCAUUUGGGCUCUGAAAUCCUAUCUACCCAAGUUGUUGGUACGAGAGAGAAAAAGUACAUAGUUUUCACAUCUGAUUUCCUUUGUGUAGCUCAUUACGUAUUAAUUUCUAAUACGAAUACAACAACUAUCAAUCAACAACAAUAUUUACAAACACAUCGAUUUACAAAUGCACCGGAUCGGAAAAUCUCCACAUCCACACGUGUCCCAAGUGUGUGCAAAGUGAGAAAAAAAAAGGAUGUGCAUAUUUGUCGGGGGACCCUUUCACCCAACAACGAGGGUGCCACCAAAACUGAAAAAGAACAUGGAAACCAAGUCAGAAUCUCUUCCUUUCAGCUAGACAUCCAUUUGCUCCUUCUCCAUUUUUUUUUUCCUCACAGCUUUUCCCUGCUCCAAUAAUACCCUCGUUAUAAAACUCCCUUCUUUUCAUGCUCCCCUUUAUUCUCCGGUCCCCCUCUCUUUCUCGGCCCUUUAUUCUCUCCCUCUCCAAUAACCAAACAAACGAGCCGCACCAAUAUAUUCCCUAGCCAUUCUCAAGUUCUCAUCACUCCUUCCACUUUCGCAGAAAACAAUGGCUCCAUCACUCUCUGAAGAAGAAGAAGAAGAUACUACACAUGACGAUCAUCGGACGUUUGACUAUGAAGAGCUCGCCACGGCCACCGGAGGCUUCUCUCCUUCCAACCUCAUCGGCAGAGGCAGCCACGGCUCGGUUUACAAAGCCUUCCUCCACCGACCAGACCAAGUCGUCGUUGCGGUUAAGAGAUCGAGCUUGGGCCACCAUACCCAGGUGACCCGCGAGAACUCCUGCAAGCUCGAGAACGAGAUACGGACUCUGUCUUCUCUGCAAAUAAGAAGACAGAGCCCGUCCUACGUCAUCAACUUCCUGGGAGCGAGCUGCAGUUGUUCGCUCCAGGAGGAAAGACUUCUGGUCGUGGAGUACUUGCCUAACGGCUCACUGGAAGACCUGUUACACGAUAAAGAAGUUGCUCUUCCUCUCAGAUCAUGCCCGUCGUGGGCUCAGCGAGUUGAGAUCGUCGUUCAACUCGCCAGGGCGGUCGAGUUCCUCCACGAAGGGUGCAAACCGCUCUGCAUCGUUCACAGGGAUCUCAAGCCCUCGAACAUCCUGUUCGACUCCAACUGGAAGCUGAAGCUGGCUGACUUCGGACUGGCUGUGUCGCGACACAGCCAGUCCAGUACAAACCAGCCAGCAGGCACUAUAGGCUACAUGGACCCGUGUUACACGACCUCCAACCAUUUGACCGCGAAGGUCGACGUGUACAGCUUUGGGGUGGUCGUGCUCGAGAUCUUGAGCGGACGAAAAGCGAUGGACGUGGCACGAUCUCCUUCGUCGAUCGUGGACUGGGCGACCUGGUUGAUCAUCAGGGAGCAGAGGGCUAUGGAGAUCUGCGACGUGGCGGCGGGGCCGCCGGAGUACUUCAUGGCGGGCACGGUGGAGAAGCUGUUGUACGUGGCAGCACGUUGUGUGUCGCCGAAUCCUGACGACCGGCCGACGAUGGGGGAAGUCGUUGCCGGUCUGGGAGGGAUUUGUGGGCCGGUGAUUCGUCGGCCGGACCGGGUCAGGAUGCCUGGGUGGAUGGAUUUGGUGAGGAGGAAGUUGAAGCGCGUGAGGAAGAAGAGGAAGCUGGAGGAGAGCGUGAAGAAGGGGCAGGUGGUGGUGAAAUGUGCGGCGGGGAAGGAAGGUGAUGGUGGUGGUCAAAGUCAAAGGAGCAAAGGGAAGUUGUUGCUUUGGGAGCUACUGGCUGAUAUUACACUUACCUAAGAAUAUUGCUGUUGUUGGUGGAUGGAUCUACUUGAUUGUGUUAGUGUAUAGUUGUUUUGAUUUUGAUUGAUAGAUAGUUCUGUGUAUGGGAUUCUUUGGUGGUUUCCUGAAAUUUUGGAUGCUUGAGAUUAAGUCUAACUAGAGAUGGAAAAAAAUAAAAUAAUUCGGGUUUAUUUUUUUAAUUAUUAUGUAACAAGUGUGUCUGUAACACCUUAGGCAAAUCCCACGUCGACAAAGCACGGAUCCAUGGUAAAUGGAGGAGUUCUUGUGAGAACUCCGAAGUUAAACGUGCUCAUUAUGGAGUACAACAAGGAUGGGUGACCUUAUCUUCGUCAGGAAAAGGUUCGA
Messenger RNA from Linum trigynum, 2645 nucleotides. Lineage: Eukaryota; Viridiplantae; Streptophyta; Magnoliopsida; Malpighiales; Linaceae. The record is from the annotation of a GenBank genome assembly.